AUGCGUAGUGGUGCUUUUGUGAAGCUUGCAGGGAUAAUGAGGAGGAAUGAUUUAUUGCGAGACUCAAGACAUGUUACAGUGGAGGAGCAACUUGCUAUGACUUUGAAUAUUUUGGGGCAUAAAACUAAAAAUCGAAGUAUUAGGUCACAUUUUAUUAGAUCUGGUGAGACUGUGAGUAGGUAUUUCAACAAAGUGUUAGAAGCAAUUUGCCUCAUACGAUCACGCUUUUUAAGACAAGCACAGAAUGAAGUUCCACAGGAGAUCCUUAGCAACCCUCUAUACUAUCCUUAUUUCAAGGAUUGUAUUGGUAUGAUAGAUGGGACACAUGUUGAUGCUAUGCUACCUGCUAAUCUUCAACCACGAUUCCGUGGUCGAAAAGGUGUUACACAAAAUGUUUUAGUGGAUUGUACCCCAAACAAGUUAUUCACUUACGUAUUAGCUGGAUGGGAAGGUUCUGCAAAUGACUUUAGAGUCCUUCAAGAUGCAUUGUCUAGGCCUCAACCUCAUGGUUUGAAAGUAUAUGAUGCUGGAUGGGAAGGUUCUGCAAAUGACUUUAGAGUCCUUCAAGAUGCAUUGUCUAGGCCACAACCUCAUGGUUUGAAAGUAUAUGAUGGAAAAUAUUACUUGUGUGAUGCGGGAUACACGACCAUGCCGGGUUUCAUCUCCCCAUAUCGUGGUGUUCGUUACCAUUUGAAGGAACAAAUAGGAAGAACACCUAAAAAUAGAAGGGAAUUGUUCAAUCUUAGACAUUCUUCUUUAAGGUCUAAGAUCGAAUCUACAUUUGGUUGUUUGAAGAAUCGUUUCAAAAUUCUUACCGCAAAGCCUCAUUACCCUUUCCGCGCACAAGUGGAUAUCGUAUUAGCUUGUGCAGUUCUUCACAAUUAUAUUGCAAUGGUGGACCCGGAUGAUGACAUAUUCAAUGAGACCGUUGAGAUCGAAGAUGAUGAAGGUGAUGUUGCUACGGAAGAUGAGAAUAAUAUUGUUGAUUUCUCUCAACCCCAAACUCUAAGGGAGCAAACACAAUCAAGAAUCGUAUGGAAGGAUCGUAGAGAUGAAAUAGCUUGGGCAAUGUGGGUUGAUUAUUGUGGAAAAUAUAAGGGAGGGAAUACUAAUGAAGUAGGCAUGUGA
Messenger RNA from Asparagus officinalis (garden asparagus), 1128 nucleotides. RefSeq lists its product as uncharacterized. The record is from RefSeq and is a predicted model, not a curated record. The transcript has 4 exons. Bases 1 to 1128 code for a protein of 375 amino acids. NCBI's taxonomy places the organism in Eukaryota, Viridiplantae, Streptophyta, Magnoliopsida, Asparagales, Asparagaceae.